Messenger RNA from Penicillium brasilianum, 1473 nucleotides. The record is from the annotation of a GenBank genome assembly. Lineage: Eukaryota; Fungi; Ascomycota; Eurotiomycetes; Eurotiales; Aspergillaceae.
GGGAACUACCACCCGGAUACAACAUAGGAUAACUGACUGUGCCGAUCGCUACGAGUGCAUGUUACGGUACAGGUGCCGGACCCCUUGCAUCCACAUUAUAAAUUAGGAGAGUUGCGCUGCUCAAUUCUCGCUUGACACCCGGUCAACCUCGAACUUCAAAAAUUCCACAAUGGCGGAUCCAAAGGUCGGCGAUAAGAUCGCAGAUAUCGACACUCCAUCCAUGAUCGUUGAUCUCGAUCUUAUGGAGGGGAACAUUAAGAAGCUUAUGGAUAAGCUAUUGCCGACUGGUCUCGACAUUCGUCCACACUUGAAGACGACCAAAAGCGCUAUCCUUGCCAAGAAACUCGCCAAAGCCGGUGCUAAGGGAGGAUGCGUUACGAAGGUCAGCGAGGCAGAGGUCAUUGCUGCUGCUGGCUUUGACGAUCUACACAUUACCUGUCCUAUUGUCGGACCCGCCAAGGUGAAGAGGCUGGUGGAAUUGUUUCGAAAGUACCGACAAGUCCGUAUCGUGGUUGAUUCCGAGGUCGGUGCUUCGGCUAUCAAUGAUGCCCUGGAAAAGUCGGGUAUCGAGGAGCCUAUUCUCACGCUGAUUGACCUGGACGUUGGUCUUCAUCGUACGGGUGUUAAACCUGGACAGCCGGCGAUGGAUUUGGUCAGGUUCGUUGGGGGAUUGAAACAUCUGAAGAUCAUCGGUGUGCAGGGCUAUGAGGGUCAUCUUCAACAUCUACACGACUUCAACGACCGAAAGACUCAAUGCCUCGAGUCUAUGCGUAUCCUCACUACUACCGCUGAAUCCUUCCGCCAGGCCGGCUUCAACAUUGAAGUCGUUACCACCGGUGGAACUGGUACGGCCGAGUUCUGUGCUUCCGUCACGGGAGUCACUGAACUCCAGCCCGGCUCGUUUAUCUUUAUGGAUACCGAUUACCGCAACGCCGUCGGCACAUUCUACUCCAACAGUUUGACGAUACUGUCGACCGUUGUCAGCAAGCAGGGUCCUCGGGCAGUAACCAUUGAUGCCGGGCUAAAGUCCUUGACAACGGAUAGCGGUAUGGCAGAGUGCAGUGAUUCGCGAUACAAGUAUAAUGAGUUUGGUGAUGAGCAGGGCUCGCUGAAGUGGGAGGAGGGUACACCGGAUCUGGCAGUGGGGGAUCGUGUUGAGAUUAUUCCAAGUCAUAUUGAUCCGACGAUCAAUCUGCAUGAUGUCUAUUAUGCUUAUCGUGGAGGAGUCAUCGAGGAGAUUUGGCCGGUUGAUUCGAGGGGUAAGGUGCAAUGAGUUUGUUGGCAGGGUGUAUGAAGUUCAUAUCUAGCGGAGAUCUGGCAAAGGCAGCAAGAAUGGCCCUGUGUCCAGCUAGCGGCAGGCGGCAGUUUCCCAAAACGGAAAAGUAGACAAACAAACCUCUGGUAACUACCAGCGAUUGUCGAGAGGAUUCCGGCGUCGUAAUAAAUUUCAGCUCCAUUAUCCCACUUCUCUCG